CUCUUAACACCAUUUGAUAGGUCAAACUAGGGCAUGUGCUCACCGGUGGUCAAUAGUUUGAAUGUGCCGACAGUCUCACACUUGGACUUAAUGCUAUAGAACGUGAUUAUUCUUAUAUCAGGAAAGUGAACAUUUUGUGUAGUGCAAACAUUUGUUAUGCUGAUAUCAAGAAUUGUUUAAUGCGAACAACACGUUUACAAUUUACAAAAUCACACGACAGUAAGGCAAUGGACACAUUUUCUUCAUUGAAUUUCAACACAUAAUUGCUGUUCCGGCGUAGCAACCCACGAAAAUUUUGCACACUGAACGUUUGAAAAUGUAAAAGGCCGGGUGCAUAUUUUAAAAUUUAUUCAUCAUGAAAGGUGUUUUUGUGCAAAAUAGGAAUUGAAGAAUUGGAACAUCCUGGUUUGAUUUUAAGCUCUGGAAAUUUAUUGAAUCUGAAACCAUUUGGUGAACAAUUGAAAUUAACAAAACGGAGGUAAAUAAGAAGAAGAUAAAAGAGACCUGUAACAGCAAGAAAAUAAAGAAGAAAUAUAUUUAAACUGUACAGCAAGAAAUAGAACAAAAUGGGAAAAUACUCAGGAAAAACCUGUCGAUUGUUGACAAUGUUGGGAAUGACGGCAUCGUUUUUCCUUGUUGAGAUUAUUGUGGGCUACGUAACAAAUUCAAUAGCAUUAGUGGCAGAUUCCUUUCAUAUGUUAUCAGACGUGGUGGCUUUGAUUGUAGGCUUUGCCUCUGUGCGGAUAUCAAAGUGGCAAACUCACAAGAACACGUUUGGUUGGAUACGAGCAGAAAUUCUUGGAGCAUUUGUUAAUGCUGUAUUCCUGAUAGCGUUGUGUUUUUCCAUCUUAGUAGAAUCAUUAAAACGUUUGGUUGAAAUAGAAGAAAUCAAAGACCCUAAAUUAUUACUUAUUGUUGGAAGUUUGGGACUAGCAGUUAAUCUUAUUGGUCUUUGUUUGUUUCAUGAACAUGGACAUUCUCAUGGUGGUGGAAGUCAUAGUCAUUCACAUGAAAAAGUAGCUUUAGUGGACAAAGCUGAAAAUGGACAUGUCAAAAAUUCCAGUGUUAAACAUUCUCAUGGUCAUGGUCAUAGUCAUACAAGUGUUUUAGAAAACUCAGCAGAAAUUGAUGGGGUUGUCAUAGAAAUGGAAGAUGAUCCUCAAACAGUAUCUGGUGCCCAGUUAAAUAUGAGAGGUGUGUUUUUACAUGUAUUGGGAGAUGCUUUAGGUUCUGUCAUUGUCAUCAUUAGUGCCUUAUUGAUAUGGUUUGUAGAAGCUGACUGGAAGUAUUACAUGGAUCCAGCUAUGAGUAUAUUGAUGGUUAUUAUCAUACUGAGUACCACAGCUCCAUUAUUGAGAGAUUCAGGUUUAAUACUGUUACAGACUGUACCAGGACAUAUAAGAGUACAUAAACUAAAAGAAGAUAUAGAAAAGAUAGAAGGUGUUUUAGCGCUUCAUGAAUUCCAUGUGUGGCAGUUGGCUGGUAAUAAAAUCAUAGCAUCAGCUCAUAUCCAUGUCCAUAAUCUACAUGAAUAUAUGGUUGUGGCAGAAAAAUUAAAAGAUAUAUUUCAUAAAGCAGGAAUACAUUCUACAACUAUACAGCCAGAGAUUAUAGAUGAAUUUGAUGCAGCAGAUUUUACAAAGAAUCAAAAUUGUUCAUUAGAAUGUGGACCAAAUAAAAAUUGUUUGGUAGACACUUGUUGUGCGCCAAAAAGUAAACAAGAACUAGCAAGGCGGAGCAGUAAAGAAAACAGUCCAACACCACGCAGCAGUCCGAAUCAUAACAAACUUAAAACAUCUGCUUCAUCUCCAUGUUUUGAUUAGUAUGACUUUAAAUUGAAUUGUACAAAUGUCUGAGGACCAUGAUUGCAUGAAAACAUGGAAAUCAUGUUGUCAUUCAAUGAACUUCAUACAUGCAAGCGUGUUACAGUUCCAAAGUCGUUCUAAAAGCUAGUGACACAAGAAUGGUUUAAGACUUUUUAUUCCAAACAUCAUGUUAGAAAGUAUGAAAAAAGUUGAAAAUAUGUUGCCAUACAAAUCAUUGAACACAAUUUAACUAAAUAAAAUCUUUGAGUUCUUU
Mytilus trossulus (common blue mussel) is the source of this 2079-nucleotide messenger RNA. RefSeq names its product proton-coupled zinc antiporter SLC30A1-like. Lineage: Eukaryota; Metazoa; Mollusca; Bivalvia; Mytilida; Mytilidae. Gene Ontology annotation, molecular function: zinc ion transmembrane transporter activity. The record is from RefSeq and is a predicted model, not a curated record. The transcript is spliced from 10 exons. Gene Ontology annotation, biological process: detoxification of zinc ion; zinc ion transmembrane transport; intracellular zinc ion homeostasis. Bases 567 to 1823 code for a protein of 418 amino acids. Gene Ontology annotation, cellular component: membrane.